AUGGGUAACGGAGCCAAGGCACAGCAGAAGCGUGAGCGCAACGCCAAGGACCAGAAGACGGCCAAGUCUCAACUCAAGACGAACCAGCAAGCCUGUGACAUCCAGUGCGUGGUCUGCAAGUCGACCUUCCUGCGCACCACCAAAGCUCCCGCUCUCAAGGAGCACGCCGAAAACAAGCACAGCAAGCAGUUGGCCGAUUGCUUCCCCACGUUCCAGCAGUAG
Messenger RNA from Geosmithia morbida, 222 nucleotides. RefSeq names its product 4F5 protein family. The transcript has 4 exons. The record is from RefSeq and is a predicted model, not a curated record. The coding region runs from base 1 to 222 and encodes 73 amino acids. Lineage: Eukaryota; Fungi; Ascomycota; Sordariomycetes; Hypocreales; Bionectriaceae.